Molecule: messenger RNA, 957 nt
Organism: Myzus persicae (green peach aphid)
Lineage: Eukaryota; Metazoa; Arthropoda; Insecta; Hemiptera; Aphididae
Exons: 5
Coding region: 536-907 (123 amino acids)
Molecular function (GO): protein dimerization activity
Source: RefSeq, a predicted model, not a curated record
ACUAUAAAUAAUCUCAAUGAAUACUCUUCGAUAUGGGUCAUUGUAGGGUAAAUUAAGGAUUUUUUUAAACUUCAAUUUCCAUUGAAUAUUUUAACUAUACAUUCAAAAUAUUGUGUAUUUUUCCUAAAGGGUUUUCAGAUUUUUAUAACGUUUACGAUUAAUUUCUUCAUUCAAUUAAUUUCUAAUAAUAAGGACCACUGAAAAAACAAUAAAUAACAAAAACAUUUUUAUAAUGUUUGUUUUUCUAGACCAAGACCAAUAAUUGCUGUACGGCAAUUAGUGAAGUAUCAAAUGGUAACAGAUAAGGCACUAGUAUUUAAUAAUUAUUAGAAUGUUCAAUGAUAUGAAUUCACUUUUGAAUAUUGACUUUGGAAACAAAUGAAUUAUGAGUGACUUGCAGAAUGUAUAUGAAGGGGGCAAAGAGGAUAACCUACAUGAUGGUCUAUUCAAUCAUCACCUGUCUCAGAACUAUGCACGUCCCAAAUACAAAGACUGAUCAUUGGUCAAGUGAUGAGGAUACAAGUGUACAUUGAUAAUGUGUGGGCUGAACCGUUACCUGAUACAACUAGUAAUUUUAGACAUUGUACCUCUGUUUUCUAUCGACUUCUCCAUAUUGGAUCCAAAAAAUUUUCAAGAUACAGAUCAAACUAUAUCACACAAAGCAUUUAAAAGAUUAAGUGAUCUCAUAAUGCGUUUUGAUUCAGAUGCUACAGCUAAUAGUUUAAGUCAAGUAGCGUCCGAGAGAAGCUUUUCCAAAUUAAAAACAAUUAAAACAAGACUUCGAAAUUCACUAAGCCAAGAUAAUUUGGAAGCAUGUAUGAUGAUGUCUGUAGAAAAAGAUAUGUUGAUGAAAGCAAACAACGGAGAGGUAAAAAAUGUACUUGGUUCAUCAAAUGUGACCAUGUAAAAACUUUUAUUGCUUUAAUCUUAUUAUUAUGUUUUUAUCAUUUAAACUAA